GAAAGAGAGUGAGAGAAGGAAUUGACUUAGCAUUGACUGAUCAACAGACCUGAGAGAGACCUGAUUCUCAUCUUUCUCUGUUUUCUUUUCCUUUCUAGAAUUCAUGCCAGUGAGUGAAGUGAGUGAAGCUCUUCCGUGGGAUUUUGAUUUUGGGUGCUGGGUUGUUUCUACUUUCUCUAGUGGACUACAUAGUUACUUGGAUGAGUAAGACAGUUAAAGUUUCUGGAUUCCCUUCUAGCACGACUGCAGGAGCAGUGCAGGUGUUUUUGGAAUCACAUACUGGUGGUGGAACUGUUGAAGCUCUUAAGAUCAGGGAAAUAAGAACGGGAGGUGCAAGGAAAUACGCUAUUGUCCAAUUCACAACCACAAGAGCUGCUGAACAGAUUAUCUCCUUAGCUAAUCCACGCCUGUGGUAUGGUCAUUCAUAUCUUAAUGCUCGGCCAAUGGAUCGUGAUAUCAUACCACAGCCCAGAUCUUUUUUGCAUACCAUGGAAAGUGUGACACUUCACUUUGGCUAUCAGACUUCUAAAGAGAAGUUUUCUGCUGUCUGGAGCGGGAACAAUGUUUCUGUGAAUUUUGGAUUGGGAAUGAGGAAGUUACAUUUUUUCCUGUCACAUAAUCUAGCUGAAUACAAGCUUAACCUUCUCUUUGAAAACAUUUGGCAGAUUGAACUACAUCGCCCUCGUGGCCAAACUGUGAAGUAUCUUCUAAUUCAGUUAUAUGGUGCACCUCGGAUUUAUGAGAGAGACGUACCCUCUUCGUCGAAUGUAUUUGAGGAUCCACUUCUCAAUUAUUUUAGGGAUGUUCCUGAUGAACAGUGGGUCAGGACAACUGAUUUUACUCCAUCAUGCGGCAUUGGGCAUUCAUCUUCAUUAUGUUUGGAACUUCCUAAUCAUCUACAACUUCCAAAUUUCAACGAGAACUUUUUCUACUAUAAAGAAAAUGAAGGAACAUUUGUUUUGGAGAGUGGUUUGACCUUUUCCCGCAAUCCGGAUCUAGUCCCCAUUGUUGGCCCAUCCUCAGGUGUUAAUUUGCCUUAUAACAUCUUAUUUAGGGUUAACUUGUUGGUUCAGAAUGGGUGCCUUGCAGGGUCAAUGCUCGAUGAUAUUUUUUACAGGUUGGUUGAUCCAAAUAGAAUGCCUGUCCGUUGCAUAGAGUAUGCCCUUGAGAAGCUAUAUCACCUGAAAGAAUGUUGUUAUGAACCUUCUAAGUGGUUCAAUGAACAGUACAAAAAGUAUCUUACCUCAGGAAACCCUCCAAGGUCACCUGUUCUAUCCUUAGAUGCUGGUUUGGUAUACGUUUACAAGGUUCAAAUAACUCCUUGUAAAGUGUUUUUCUGUGGUCCAGAGGUUAAUGUCUCAAAUCGUGUACUUCGCCAAUAUCGAGAAGACAUCGAUAACUUUCUUCGUGUUUCUUUUGUUGAUGAGGAGUUAGAGAAAAUUCAUUCAACAGAUGUAUCUCCGCGAACAUCUUCUAGAAAUGAGCUUAGGAGAACUGCAAUUUACAACAGGAUUCUUUCCACUCUGCAAAAUGGUAUAGUUAUUGGUGAUAAGAAGUUUGAGUUCCUUGCCUUUUCAUCCAGUCAGUUGCGGGAGAAUUCAUGCUGGAUGUUUGCUUCAAGACUCGGGCUCACUGCUGCAGAUAUAAGGGCAUGGAUGGGCAGUUUUCAUAAGAUUAGAAAUGUGGCUAGGUAUGCUGCCAGACUGGGUCAAUCCUUUGGUUCAUCCACUGAAACUCUGAGUGUUAGCAGCCAUGAAAUUGAAAUUAUUCCGGACAUAGAAGUUUCAAGGGGAGGAACUAGAUAUUUGUUCUCUGAUGGUAUUGGCAAAAUAUCUGCUGAAUUUGCAAGGAAAGUGGCCAUAAAAUGUGGCUGCAAAGGUUUCACUCCAUCUGCAUUUCAGAUUCGAUAUGCUGGCUAUAAAGGUGUAGUAGCAGUUGAUCCAACUUCAUCGAAAAAAUUAUCAUUGAGGAGGAGUAUGUUCAAAUACGAGUCUGAAAACACAAAACUGGAUGUUCUAGCACAUAGCAAAUAUCAGCCUUGUUUUCUGAAUCGCCAACUCAUUACUCUUCUUUCUACUCUUGGAGUUCCAGAUCAUCAUUUUGAGAGAAAGCAGAGAGAAGCUGUAGAUCAACUUGAUGCUAUGUUGACAGAUCCAUUAAGGGCACAGGAGGCACUGGAGUUGAUGUCUCCAGGAGAGAAUACCAACAUUCUCAAGGAAAUGCUUUUGUGUGGUUAUCAGCCUGAUGCUGAACCAUUCCUUUCAAUGAUGCUCCAAACAUUCCGGGCAUCGAAGUUGCUGGAAUUACGGACAAAAACAAGGAUAUUUAUUCCAAAUGGAAGAUCAAUGAUGGGAUGUCUAGAUGAAACUAGAACCUUGGAACAUGGGCAGGUAUUUGUAAAAUUUUCUGGCUCUAGAUUUCGGAACUUGUAUGAUAGUUCUGACAUGUUCAGUGAAAGAGGACGAGGACAGUGUUAUCUGAUUAAGGGAAGUGUAGUGGUGGCCAAAAACCCUUGCUUGCACCCAGGUGAUUUGCGCAUUUUAAAGGCAGUGGAUGUGCCAGCUUUGCACCAUAUGGUUGAUUGUGUUGUUUUUCCGCAGAAAGGUCCAAGACCUCACCCAAAUGAAUGCUCUGGAAGUGAUUUGGAUGGAGAUAUCUAUUUUGUCUGUUGGGAUCCGGAGUUGAUUCCUAGUCAGCAAAUCUCACCAAUGGACUAUACCCCAGAGCCCCCUCUGCAGCUGGAUCAUGAUGUUACUAUUGAGGAAGUCGAGGAGUAUUUCACAAACUACAUAGUUAAUGACAGCUUGGGAGUAAUUGCAAAUGCUCACACUGCCCAUGCCGAUAAAGAAUCUCUCAAAGCAAUGAGUGAACCAUGCGUAGAGCUUGCACGUAAAUUUUCAAUUGCGGUUGACUUUCCAAAGACUGGAGUACCAGCUGAAAUACCUUCUAAUCUUCGUGCAAGAGAAUAUCCUGACUUUAUGGAAAAGCCUGACAAACCCUCCUAUGAAUCACGUAAUGUGAUUGGAAAGCUUUUCCGAGAAGUGAAAGACAUUGCGCCACGGACCAGCUCUAUUAGGUCAUUUACAUCAGAUGUGGCGAGGCAGUGUUAUGACCCUGAUAUGGAAGUUGAUGGCUUUGAGGAUUACAUAGAUGAUGCCUUUUAUUACAAAAGCAAUUAUGAUUACAAGCUGGGCAAUCUUAUGGAGUAUUACGGCAUCAAAACCGAGGCAGAACUUCUUAGUGGAAGUUUCAUGAAAAUGUCAAAAUCUUUCACGAAGAAAAGGGAUGCAGAGGCGAUUGGAAUGGCAGUAAGGUCUUUGAAAAAAGAGGCUAGGUCCUGGUUCAAUGAAAAGGGAAGCGGGUUAGAUUCUCAAGCUGAUGAUGUAGACGCAAAAGCCUCAGCCUGGUACCAUGUCACAUAUCAUCAUAAUUAUUGGGGUUGCUACAAUGAGGGAAUGAAUCGAGACCAUUUUCUUAGUUUUCCAUGGUGUGUCUAUGAUAAGCUGAUCCAGAUCAAGAGGAGGAAUAGUGCAAGAAUUAGAAGAUCUCUAAUUUUGCCUUCUGUCGAACGUCAAUUCAGUCGCGGAUUACAUUUGAGUUAAGAAGACCGCUUGAAACAGGUGAAAGAUAUGUCCGUCUUGUGUCUUCUAGUUAAUGACAUACCAUGCGUGCAUGCGUGUAUAUAUAUAUAUGUGUGUGUGUGGUUGUGCGCGCGCAUAGGAUAUCCGAGUGAGAAUUUCCACUUUGAGUUUGCUAUAUUAUCUGAUGUAAAACUUUGGAAAGUCCAUGGUCAUGCAUGAGAUGGAUGUUGCUCAUCUAUUAUUUAAUGACCAGGGACGUUAUUACAAGUGACAAUUAACCGUUAUUCUGAAA
This is a messenger RNA of Populus trichocarpa (black cottonwood), 3873 nucleotides long. RefSeq names its product RNA-dependent RNA polymerase 1. Gene Ontology annotation, molecular function: nucleic acid binding; RNA-directed RNA polymerase activity. Gene Ontology annotation, biological process: siRNA processing. The record is from RefSeq and is a predicted model, not a curated record. Bases 201 to 3602 code for a protein of 1133 amino acids. Lineage: Eukaryota; Viridiplantae; Streptophyta; Magnoliopsida; Malpighiales; Salicaceae. Gene Ontology annotation, cellular component: nuclear RNA-directed RNA polymerase complex. The transcript is spliced from 5 exons.